AUGACGGAGGCGGACGACCCCCUGGCAUUCCUCGACACCUUCGAGGCGGUGGCGGAGGCCUGUGAUUGGCCGGCGGCGGAGUGGGCGGUGCGCCUCCUGCCGCUCCUGUCAGGGGAGGCGCAGAUGGCGGCUCUCGCCCUCCCAGCGGCAGCACGCGCCACCUACGGCCCGGUGCGGCGGGCGCUCCACGACGCGGCGGUGCGGUGGCUGCGACCCGGCGAAGCGGAGGGGGAGAAGCGGCUCGUGCAGCAGGUGGUACUGGAGCAAUUCGUCCAGGGGCUCCCCACCCGGACGGCGGCGUGGGUCCGCUGCCAUCGCCCGGGGACCCUGCAGGAGGCAAUCACCCUGGCCGAGGACCAUCUGGCGGUCCAUCCGGCGGCGGGACCCGCAACGCGUCCCACUCCUGCGCCGCGCCGGAGGUUCGCCGCGGCAGGGGGUCCCGCGACAAUGAAUAAUAAUGCUUCUCCCUUUUCCCCUCCCCAGAGCUCGCACCCGGUUCCACCCGCGCCAGCUGACCCGGCGGGGGCCCCUCAAACGCCUGGGCAGGGCUGCUGGCGGUGCGGCCAGCCCGGACACAUCAGGCGGGACUGCCCGCUGAUGGAGGUGGGCCAGGUGAUCCGGGUGGCCGGUCCGCCAGCAUCCUCCCCGGACUCAGGAGGGACAUACCGGGUUCCGACUGAUGCCUCGAACAGAGGGCUGGGGGCCGUUUUGUCCCAGCAGGUGGAGGGGAUGGACCGCCCCGUGCUAUACAUCAGCCGCAAGCUGUCGGAGAGGGAGGGGCGGUAUAGCACGGUGGAGAAGGAGUGCCUCGCCAUUCGGUGGGCGGUCGGGUCCCUGCGCUACUACCUCCUGGGACGCCCAUUCACCCUCUGGUCGGAUCAUGCUCCCCUCCAGUGGCUCCAUCGCAUGAAAGAUACCAAUGGGCGGAUCACACGUUGGUAUUUGGCUUUACAGCCCUUUAAUUUCAGAGUGGUUCACAGGCCGGGGGCUCAGAUGGCGGUCCCUGACUUCCUCUCCCUAGGGUGUGGGCUCUGGAGACAGGAGAAGGACGGAAGCAGACCAGAGGGGACGAGCAGCUCGGCUGACGAGGCCUCUGAGUAA
Cololabis saira (Pacific saury) is the source of this 1101-nucleotide messenger RNA. RefSeq lists its product as uncharacterized. The record is from RefSeq and is a predicted model, not a curated record. The coding region runs from base 1 to 1101 and encodes 366 amino acids. NCBI's taxonomy places the organism in Eukaryota, Metazoa, Chordata, Actinopteri, Beloniformes, Belonidae. Gene Ontology annotation, molecular function: zinc ion binding; nucleic acid binding. The transcript has 4 exons.